AUGUCUGGGUCUUCGAGUGGUCGGUCGAUGCACUCUCGUGUUGGUCGAAGCAAUCAACGCUACAACUCUGCUGGUGAUCGCCUUGUGGCAGGAAUUGUGCCCCUCACCGAAGACCUCAACUACGUCCUCUUGAUCCAGUCGACUCGACGAAAAGGCUGGGUUCUGCCCAAGGGCGGAUGGGAAUCAGACGAGACCUGCGAACAGGCUGCCUCUCGCGAGGCCUGGGAAGAAGCCGGCAUCUCUAUCCAGAUCGACUUCAAUCUAAGUACCAUUGAGGAGAAGCGAGCGCGCAAAUCCUCAAAGGACCGUGCCGUAUAUCACUUUUAUCAGGCUACCGUCUUGCAGGAGUACGAUGAGUGGCCAGAACGGCACAAGCGCGAACGACAGUGGUUCACGUACUCUCAGGCCCGAGAAGCCCUCGCCUCACGGCCUGAGCUGCUGGAAGCGCUGGAGCGGACUACAAUGAACCGCUAUUAG
This is a messenger RNA of Clonostachys rhizophaga, 477 nucleotides long. The record is from the annotation of a GenBank genome assembly. Lineage: Eukaryota; Fungi; Ascomycota; Sordariomycetes; Hypocreales; Bionectriaceae.